CAACAACAGUUUACAUUGAUUUUUAUUAAUUUAUUGAAAAAAAGGAAUUCAAGUUAUAAAUAAUAUAACAAUCAUCAUCAAAAUAUAAUAGAAUUAUAAUAGUAAUAAUUUAAUACACUUGUAAAUACAAUAGUUCGUCAAGAAGAAAAUGGACGAUCAUACAAAUAAUCAAGAAGAACAACAACAACAAUCGGAAGAAGCAACAUUUGUAAAUAUGGAAGAAGGAGAUACAAUUCAAUUAGCAGCAAAGGAUGUUGAUGAGGAAGGAACUAUAGAAAAGUACAGAGUAAAACGAGUCUUGAUUGGAGAGAGAAGAACUCCGAUCGUUCUGCAGAAUUUAAAUGGUCCUUGUCCUCUGAUUGCUGUAUUUAAUAUAAUUUCAUUGAGAGGAGGUGAUGUGAGUGCUAUUGACAAUUUCAUUGUGAAUGGAUUUAUUACAAAUGAAAGUCUUGUGCAGAUUCUUGCCCAAUCCAUGUUGGAUACAUACAAUCUUAAAUAUAGUAAAUCAGAUACUGAUGGAGAGAAGGGAAAGAUGUUACAAGCAGCUCUAGACUCAGUUCCAAAACUCAAACAUGGUCUCGAUGUCAAUGUACAAUUUACUGAAGGAGUUCAUGGAUUUACAACUUGUGACUUGUCUGUGUUCAACUUUUUCAAUAUCAAAUUAAUGCACGGAUGGCUUGUAGAUUCGGAAUCUGAGCUUGAAACAUUUAAAGCGCUCAAAAGUCUCUCCUACGAUCAAGCAGUCGAAAAGAUUGUUUUAAUGAAUGAACUUAUCAAUGCAGAAGAGCAAAUGAAAAAGAGUGGAAAAGUUAUUGAGCAAAUUCUAUCUGCUCACGUUGAUUUGACAGAAUUGAAAACUCCAGAAGAAAUGGUCACCAGAUUACCAGUCGAUCAAAAGAAUGAUAUUAUUUCACAAGGAUCACUCAUUCAAACUUUCCUUACCAACUCACCAUCACAAUUGACACAAUAUGGUUUGGCAUCCCUUCACAAUAGUUUGGCUGAUAGAAAGAUUGCCAUCUUUUUCAGAAAUAAUCACUUUUCAGUAAUUUGUAAAAUACAGGAAGCAAUCCUCACACUCUGUACAAAUGAGACUCUCCUAAAUGAAACGAACAUUGUCUGGGAAAAUUUGACAAUUCAUGGAGAAGAUCAACAAUAUUAUUUGGGAGAUUUUACACCAUUCCGAAUGCUGGAAACUCACUCUCAAAACUAUGAAUAUUAUCAACAGGAAAAAGCACCAGUUGUGGAUAGUAAGCAACACGAUGAAGAUUUACAACUAGCUCUUCAACUUCAAAGAGAAGAGGAGAUGGCCUAUCAGCAAGAAAUGAUGCAUGAACAACAGCAACAAACAAGACAACCUCAGGCACAUCCUCACCCUCAACAACAGCAACAAUUUAAUCCACAAUUUCAACAACCUCAGCAACAAGCUAAUAAUCCUCAAACAUCUCCUAGGGUAGUUCAAACUCCUCUCGAACAGGAUCCAAGCAUUCCAUAUGCAAAUGUGCCAACAAUUAGAGAAAAGAAACCUGGUUCUAAUACAACGAAAAAGCAUGGAGCGAACGCCUACGCGAAUCAAGCAUCACAAUUGAGAGAGCUCAAUAAGCAGAGACAGGAACGAGAAUUAGCUUCACCACAAGUUUCUCAGUCGUCUAAAAAAACCAAGAAGGAAAGUGAUUGUAUCAUUUGUUAAUAAUAAAAUGCAUUUGCCAAGAC
Molecule: messenger RNA, 1710 nt
Organism: Naegleria gruberi
Lineage: Eukaryota; Heterolobosea; Eutetramitea; Acrasida; Naegleriidae
Exons: 1
Coding region: 149-1687 (512 amino acids)
Biological process (GO): protein K48-linked deubiquitination
Cellular component (GO): cell periphery; cytosol
Molecular function (GO): cysteine-type carboxypeptidase activity; K48-linked deubiquitinase activity; cysteine-type deubiquitinase activity
Source: RefSeq, a predicted model, not a curated record